Molecule: messenger RNA, 3170 nt
Organism: Choloepus didactylus (southern two-toed sloth)
Lineage: Eukaryota; Metazoa; Chordata; Mammalia; Pilosa; Megalonychidae
Gene: PRKD2
Product: protein kinase D2
Exons: 18
Coding region: 307-2937 (876 amino acids)
Biological process (GO): protein phosphorylation
Molecular function (GO): ATP binding; protein serine/threonine kinase activity
Source: RefSeq, a predicted model, not a curated record
UCUUCUCUGAUUUCCCUGAAUCUCUCAAUCUCUGGUGCUCAAACCAUAGCAUUCCUCCUUUCCGAUCUUCUGUGACCUUUCAAUUCUUGUGCGUCGGAUCCACUAGAUUCCUUCUUUCUACUUUCCCAGGAUCCCGUCAUCCUCGGGUCUCCUCAGCCUUCCAGAUUUCUCUCCUCGCAUCCCUGGUAUCCCCGCGCGCCUACCACCAGCUCACGAGAUCCCCUCGGAUCCAGUUAUCCAGGUUCCCCGGGCUCCCGCAGCCGGAUCCCGGGUGGGCGCCGGGCGGCCGGUCCCGGACCUCCCUCCAUGGCCGCCGCCCCCUCCCAUUCCGCGGGGCUCCCGGGCUCUCCCGGGCCGGGCUCUCCGCUGUCCUCCGUUGGCUUGGAGCUACAGUCGCCGGCGCCGCUGCUGUCCCCGGUCCCGGCCCCGGGCCCCGGGGUCUCUUUCCACAUCCAGAUCGGCCUGACCCGCGAGUUCGUGCUGUUGCCUGCCGCCUCCGAGCUGGCGCAUGUGAAGCAGCUGGCUUGCUCCAUCGUGGACCAGAAGUUCCCUGAGUGUGGCUUCUACGGCCUUUAUGACAAGAUCCUGCUCUUCAAACAUGACCCCACGUCGGCCAACCUCCUGCAGCUGGUGCGCUCGGCCGGAGACAUCCAGGAGGGCGACCUGGUGGAGGUGGUGCUGUCCGCGUCGGCCACCUUCGAGGACUUCCAGAUCCGCCCGCACGCCCUCACGGUGCACUCGUACCGAGCGCCCGCCUUCUGCGACCACUGCGGCGAGAUGCUCUUCGGCCUGGUGCGCCAGGGCCUCAAGUGCGAUGGUUGCGGGCUGAACUACCACAAGCGCUGCGCCUUCAGCAUCCCCAACAACUGCAGCGGGGCCCGCAAGCGGCGCCUGUCGUCCACGUCGCUAGCCAGCGGCCAUUCGAUGCGCCUGGGCACCUCCGAGUCCCUGCCCUGCACCCCUGACGAGCUGAGCCGCAGCACCACGGACCUCCUGCCUCGUCGCCCCCCCUCGUCCUCGUCCUCCUCUUCCGCCUCCUCCUACACUGGCCGCCCCAUCGAGUUGGACAAGUUGCUGCUCUCCAAGGUCAAAGUGCCACACACCUUCCUCAUCCACAGCUACACGCGACCCACAGUCUGCCAGGCUUGCAAGAAACUCCUCAAGGGCCUCUUCCGCCAGGGCCUGCAGUGCAAAGACUGCAAGUUUAACUGUCACAAACGCUGCGCCACCCGCGUCCCUAACGACUGCCUGGGGGAGGCGCUCAUCAAUGGAGAUGUGCCGAUGGAGGAGGCCACCGAUUUCAGCGAGGCUGACAAGAGCACCCUCGGGGAUGAGUCAGAGGACUCCGGAGUCAUCCCAGGCUCCCACUCGGAGAACGCCCUCCGCGCCAGUGAGGAGGAGGAGGGCGAAGGAGGCAAGGCCCAGAGCUCCCUGGGGUACAUCCCCCUGAUGAGGGUGGUGCAGUCGGUGCGACACACGACGCGGAAAUCCAGCACCACCCUGCGCGAGGGCUGGGUGGUUCAUUACAGCAACAAGGACACGCUGAGGAAGCGGCAUUACUGGAGGCUGGACUGCAAGUGCAUCACACUUUUCCAGAACAACACAACCAACAGAUACUACAAGGAAAUCCCACUGUCGGAAAUCCUCACCGUGGAGCCUGCCCAGAACUUCAGCCUCGUGCCGCCCGGCACCAACCCGCACUGCUUCGAGAUUGUCACCGCCAAUGCCACCUACUUCGUGGGCGAGACGCCGGGUGGGGCCCCGGGGGGGCCAAGUGGGCAGGGAGCCGAGGCCGCCCGGGGCUGGGAGAACGCCAUCCGCCAGGCCCUGAUGCCCGUCAUCCUCCAGGACGCGCCCAGCACCCCUGGCCACACGCCCCACCGACAAGCUUCUCUGAGUAUCUCCGUGUCCAACAGUCAGAUUCAAGAGAACGUGGACAUCGCCACCGUCUACCAGAUCUUCCCGGAUGAGGUGCUGGGCUCGGGGCAGUUUGGAGUGGUCUACGGAGGAAAGCACCGGAAGACAGGCCGGGACGUGGCGGUCAAGGUCAUCGACAAACUGCGCUUCCCUACCAAGCAGGAGAGCCAGCUGCGGAACGAGGUGGCCAUUCUGCAGAGCCUGCGGCACCCCGGGAUCGUGAACCUGGAGUGCAUGUUCGAGACGCCCGAGAAGGUCUUCGUGGUGAUGGAGAAGCUACACGGGGACAUGCUGGAAAUGAUCCUCUCCAGCGAGAAGGGGCGGCUGCCCGAGCGCCUCACCAAGUUCCUCAUCACCCAGAUCCUGGUGGCUUUGAGGCACCUUCACUUCAAGAACAUCGUCCACUGUGACUUGAAACCGGAAAACGUGUUGCUGGCGUCCGCUGACCCGUUUCCCCAGGUGAAGCUCUGCGACUUCGGCUUCGCGCGCAUCAUCGGCGAGAAGUCGUUCCGGCGCUCGGUGGUGGGCACGCCGGCCUACCUGGCGCCGGAGGUGCUGCUCAACCAGGGCUACAACCGCUCGCUGGACAUGUGGUCGGUGGGCGUGAUCAUGUACGUCAGCCUCAGCGGCACCUUCCCCUUCAACGAGGACGAGGACAUCAACGACCAGAUCCAGAACGCCGCCUUCAUGUACCCCGCCAGCCCCUGGAGCCGCAUCUCGGCGGGAGCCAUCGACCUCAUCAACAACCUGCUCCAGGUGAAGAUGCGCAAGCGCUACAGCGUGGACAAGUCUCUCAGCCACCCCUGGUUACAGGAAUACCAGACGUGGCUGGACCUCCGAGAGCUGGAGGGGAAGAUGGGCGAGCGGUACAUCACGCACGAGAGCGACGACGCGCGCUGGGAGCAGUUCCUUGCGGAGCACCCACUGCCCGGGCUGCCCGCCGAUGGGGAGCUCGCUGGGGUCUUCCCCCCGCAGGACCAGGAGAUGCAGGGGCUGACCCAGCGCAUCAGCUUCCUCUGAGGCCCUGCGCUCCCGCCCGGGUUGGCCCUGCGGCCUGUCCACCCACCCUCGCGCUCUGCGACCUUUCCCUCCAGCCCAUCCCAGCGACGAACUGUUCUGGGGGAAGAGGCUCCCUGCUCAGACUGGAUGGGGCACACCCAGUGUUGGAGAGGGUGGGAUCAUGGGGUGGGGGUGUCACGGGGUCAUCUGCAAAGGCUUCUCUGUCUUUCCAACAAGUAAAACGGACUCACCCU